AUGGUGGGCUUCCUGUGUGUCACCUUGGGGAAUGGAGUGCGACCGAGAGCCGGAUAUGCAGUAGUCUUCCAAUUUGCCACCCUAUGCUUGGCUGUAUCGAUGGCGCUGGAGUUUCUGGUGCAGCAGGAGGCAAGGAUGCGAUACUCGCAGUUUCAGUUGCAGGACGGCAUCGGCUACUACAAGUUCUUGCGAUUCUGCAUGGGCGCAUCUCAGCUCUUUGCCACCCACGGAGUGUGCAUGCUUUGUGCGAUGCAUCUGGGCCAUGCGCAGCACUUUCAGAAAUGCCCCGACAUGCCGUGGAGCGUGGCGAGCAAGCAGGCAUUCCUCGCCGUGUUCGGAAUGGUCACCAUCGCCUGGCUGGUUCAGAGAAACCGCUCUGGCCACAACUGGCCAAUAUGCCAGCCACAGGAGUUCAUGCUUGUGGCUGCCUGGGAGUGCUUCCUGCCAGCGGUGGAUCUUGUGAUGGGCGUGGUUUUUCUGACCGUUGGGCUUCGACACUACACGGAAGCGAUUGAGUUGGGCAGCGAUGCAGACUGGAUGCUGCUGCCAGCAGUGAUGAAGUUCAUCGACUUUGACUCCUUUGUGAUUCUAGCCACUUUCAUUGCAUCAACUGGUCACCAGAUCGCAGUGACCUUUGAAUAUUAUACCGAGCGGAUGCUCAUCUCGUGGGCAAUGGAGGUUUGUUCCAACGUGUCCUCAUUGGGCCUGGCGGUGUUCACCUUUGCAUGCUGGAAGAAGCCGCCCAUGCAGGGAUGGACCCGCUUCUUGCUUUGGCUUGCGUUGAUGAUUUCCUUCGAGAACUUCAUGUAUUACCAGUCGGUAGAGGACUGCGAAAUGGCAUCCGCACUGCCAGGCUGCUGCACUUUCCCUUCCUUCCCAGACGUGAGCGCGGAAGGAAAGGAGCUGUGGCAGAUGUGCGCUUUAGAUCACCGAUGUAUGCAAGCCAACCCCGUCUCUUCAACCGACAACAGGACGCACUACUGCAAGCUUCCUCGUCUCUUUCACCACGGUGGUCACGAGGAGCCACACAAAGAGCACAGAGAUUCAGAUCUAAAAUGGGGUCGUCGGCCAAGCCUUCCACCUGAUGUCACCUGCACCGAGCUGAAGCAAAGAUGGCGAGACUUUCCCACUGAACUGAAGGUCGAAGAAACUCGCGAGCACGAGGAAUCCUUCUCGACGGCUUUCAGGCAGUUCAAAGCCCUGGGCAGCGCUGGCAACAUCGAGUUUAACUUUGCACUCAUGGGCGUCCUCAUGAAGGUCAUCUUUCUGGUGUAUCACCCCAACAGCAUCCAGAUACUGGAAAUGAGACGCCAUUCGCAGCAUGGCGAGUCGGCGUCAGCCCACUAA
Molecule: messenger RNA, 1347 nt
Organism: Effrenium voratum
Lineage: Eukaryota; Dinophyceae; Suessiales; Symbiodiniaceae
Source: the annotation of a GenBank genome assembly